UGAGGGCGGGCUGGGAAUAUAACUGGAUCAGCAACAGAUGGAACAGGCGGGUGUGUGGAACAGUCAUCUGAGCUAGCGAGCCGGCCGUAAUUGCUCAAACGUUACCUUAGUGGGCUACAUUUUUUACUGAAGUUGUGCAUGGCCACAUUUGAAGGACCGAAUCGGUUCCUAAUGGGGAUUGUAACGCAAGUCGGCGUUCCCGUGGGCUGGAGCCGUACAAAAAAUAACGACAGCGACGUUUGAAAGAGGAUAUUACAGUAAGCACUAUAAGACAAGAUGGACAUUUCAGAAUUCAACGCGACCACAAAACCACCGACAGGUAGGAAGAUGAAGGGCCGUGCUCCCCCUCCACCCCUCGUCCCCCAGCCUGCCCCGCGCAGGAUCUUCACUGCCAGAAAUGCAGUCCCUGAUGGAGGGCUGGGCAGCGACGACACGAAGGAGAACGUGUUCCGCCCUUCCGUGGACCUACUCAUCACCCUGCCAGAGGGGUUUCAGACGUCCAGCACGGUGGACGGCCGUAAAGCGCUGAUGGACCUGCUGGUGGACCUCUGCAGCCAGCACCACCUGAACCCGGCACACUACACCCUGGAGCUGCUGUCGCCCGGCGGCCAGCCGCUGGCCUUCAAGCCCAACACUCUGCUGGGGGCGCUGGACGUGCACCACAUCCACAUCAGGGAGAAGGUGGCCGAGGAGAAAGUGGUUCGUAAGCCCCCGCCGAAAGUGCCAGAGAAGACGGUGCGUCUGGUGGUGAACUACCACGGGACCCAGAAGGCCGUGGUUCGCGUGAACCCACUGGCUCCGCUGGGAAGCCUGGUGCCCGUCAUCUGUGACAAGUGUGAGUUUGACCCCGCCCACGUCCUCCUGCUCCAGGACAACAUCAGCAACCACGAGCUGGACCUGGACCAGUCCCUGAGCGAGCUGGGGAUCAGGGAGCUCUACGUGCUGGACCAGAGUCUGGUUCUUCAACCUAAAAUGGCUUCCGCACCUGCUCUUAAUUACUCAGAAUCGAUACACUCCAACACCUUAAGUAUUGGCAGAGGUCAGAAAAGAGGCCUCCUGGGAUUCUUCAAGUUCAACCGGAGGAAAACAAAGACUGAAGAGCACACAUCUGUGGACAUGGAGGCUGAUGAUGAUAAUAAUGUUGAAAGCUCAGAGAGCUACUGCAAUGGUGUCCCUGCUGCCCCCUGCAGGCUGUUCGUGGAGGCUCGGCCCAGCACUCUGGGGCAGUCCCAGUCUGUCAUGAACAUCCCCAGAAUGUCCCCCAAAGUGGAAGUGAAGAAGCGGCAGGCUCCCCUGCCUCCUCAGGCCCUGCCCACGCUGACGCAGGCUCCAAGCUCAUUGGACGGUUUCCAGAUGAGCUCCAGCUCCCCCAGCUCCUCCCAGCAGAAGAAGAGGAAGGCUCCAGCCCCACCCCCGACCCCGGUCCCAAGCAUCGCAGCGGAGGACACUGCGUCGGAGAUUAGUCACAGCACGGAGGACUCCGAGCCCGUAGGCUCCAUCUGCAGCAGCAGCAGCAGCUAUAUGGAGGUCACAGAGCCCGCCCCCAGCACCACGCCCGAGGAAGAGCCCGCCCCCAGCACCACGUCCGAGGAAGAGCCCGCCCCCAGCACCACACCCGAGGCAGAGCCCGCCCACAACACAAAGCCCAAGGCAGAGCCCGCCAGCCGCAGCACACCCAAGGCAGAACCCACCAGAGCCACUGCACCUGAGGAGACCGAUUCUGCUCUCAACCUCAAACUGGAGGAGAUGGAGAACAACCGGCACAGCACCAUGGGUGCCGGGCGUCAAGUGCCACUCAAACCUCGGCGAACCCCACCCCGGGCCCCGCCCCAGUUAGAGAUCCCCCCUCCUCCGCCAUAUCCUCCCCCUCCCACAGGCCAGGAUCCCCUUCAUGUUCAGUUGGAGGCAGCCCAGUCCUGGCUGCAUUCUCUGCAGGAGCGUGGGUCGGACCCGGCCCCGGGGGCGGAGCUAGACGUGGAGCUGGAAGCCGAGACCGUGUCCAUGGACAGCGGCAGCAGCUGCCCAGACCAGGGCUAUGCGGCCUCGGAGGGCAUGGCGGAGGACUCGUGCGUCAUCAGCUCGCCCUCUGACCUCGCCCACCCAGCCUCUCCUGACGGCAGCAUCUCCCUCGAGCAGGGCUCCACCCACACUCAUGCCACGCCCAAGGACAGCUCCAGCGACAGCGAUGAAGGCUGUGCCACCUGGGGCUCGCGGCACGAACGCAGCAGCGAUAUUUACCACAAUAGCUCGUCGGGCAGAAGAGAGGACAACUAUGAAGACCCAGAACUCACAACUCAACUUCACCAGACUCUAGCUGACCUUGAAGCCGACUUGGCAGAUGCUGACCGCACAACGGGGGUGUCAGUCAGAGAGCUCUCUGUGUCUUCGAUGGACAGGUCCCCCCACAGUGAGAUCCCUGUGUCUGUCGUGGACUGUGAGGUUCCCGUGACAACAAUAGAUGAAGUGUUUGAGGACUACAGGCACAGCAUGACAGAGUAUGAAGCAGCACUGCUGCAUAGCAUGCAAAUCUCAAAUGGUGCAAAUCAGAGCUGCUCUUAUCAGCCCAAUGGCCAUAGUGAAAACAGAAACAACAACGCCCGCACGUCUGAAAGGCAGGGCGGAGCCAGUGCCACCCCUCCCCAUGAAGUGCAGGGCAUCUCUUUGCCUGACAAACACCUGAGCUGCAGCAGAGAACAGAAGGACAGGAGCUCUGUGAGCCAGGCUACUGACACCAAACCCAAGCCCCAGAGAGAAAGCAGUCUCCAAGAGGAGGCCUGUUCUGUGGAAGCACAAACCCCAUUCCAGAGCGUUCCCAGCAGCCCAGUAGAGUGCCCUGCUGAUGAUGAGCCUGCAACCUCAAUCCGGUGGCAAACAACCCAGAGUAAAAUCACUCAGAAUCCUACCUCUCGAUUUGGUAUGAAGACCUUCACUGUUGUUCCACCAAAACCUGUCCUGGCCCAGAAGCCAGCUGGCUCCCUGGUCAUGGGUGCCAUUAAAAUUGAUGCACAAGGUAAUAUGGUGAAAAAUGACAAAUCUCAAAACCAGUAUGGCGAAUCACUACAGUCUGAGAGUGACUCAGAGCUGCCACUGCUGGGGAAAGCUAAGGCCUUCUGGAGCUCCACAGAGAAGCAGGAAUUAGUCGCCUCCAGCAGGGGGCGCGCUCCCAAAAACAAAGAUCCUGAAAUCCUUAGAGCACCUCCUGUAGAACAUCCAGCAGAAUGUGGUAAAGACCGGAAGGGAAGACCUGAAGUAACUUUGGGGGAGGUUGUGGAGACGGUGGUCGAGCUAGCCAACAGAAAACCUUCCAAUCAGGAGCCUACACAGCAGUCCAUGAAACCCACCUGUGAAUUGGAGCAGAGGAAAGACCUGUCCUUUUUGAAGCCCUCCAGGAGAACCUCCAGUCAGUAUGUAGCCUCUGCCAUUUCUAAAUACACUGGGAAGCCAACUUUCAAAGCUGAGCGCAUUCAGGAAACACAGAGCAUUGCCAGAUUCUCUGUGUCCGAGCAAAAGCCUCCUGGAAAUCAAAACUGUUCAAACAGACCAGAAACAUGCAGCAAGUAUGCUAGAACAUCUUCAGAGACAUUCCAAACGACACAGGUCAAGUCGUCCAUGUUGGUGGUGAAUCCUAAACGCUCCCUGAGUUUCCCAGAUUACACCUCAGUAAAAUCAGAGAGUGCUGCUGAGCUGAAACAGGACAGCACAAGCACCAGCUCACUAGACACAAAUCCAACCAGCAGGGUCUCCCAGCCCCCCAACACUUUACUCCUGAAGCAACCUGUUGCAACUGCACAGACACCAAGGUCCCCCACCAGACCAGAUGCACCCCUCACCAAACAUCUCCAGAACUUGUGUCCUGCACAAUGUGGCAGGGACGGGAUGCGUCCAGAGCUUGCAAAGAAGCCGGAACCUCUGCCAGCCCCCUGUGCGCGGUCAGAACCUGGACAGGUUGGGCCAUUUGGGCCGAUGAAGAAGUUCAAACCCGUGGUUCUGAAGUCAGUUCAGAAGGAGACGUCUCUGCACACCAGCCUGAUGGAGGAAAUCCAGAUGAGCGAGGGGAAGGAGAGGCUCAAGAGGAUAGUUGAUGCUACAAGAGAGAGCACUUUGAAAAAACCGUCCUUUGUUGAAACAGAAAAUGAACACUCAGCACUUUUAUCAGCGAUCAGAGCUCCAAACAACUUCUCAAGACUCAGGAAGGUCCAGUCUGAGGCGGCUUCAGAGCUUGAGAAGUUCAGGAAAUCUGAGCUGAAACCCAGCCCUCAGAGCAAGGAUACCCCUCCUCUCUCUGCCCCUCCUCCUCCUCCUCCUUUCUCUGCCCCUCCUCCUCCUCCUCCUCCUCUCUUUGCCCCUCCUCCUCCUCCUGCUCUGUCUGCUCGGGCCAAGCCCACCCUUGCCCUGAAGAAUACGGGGAACCCAGAGCAGGCUCGUGAAGCCAUGCUGGAGGCCAUCCGGUCCGGAUCAGGUGCCGAACGUUUGAAGAAGGUCCCUAUUCCCACUAAAACAGUGCUCGUCAAUGGAAGACUUGGUAUAAUACAGACAGCCGGUCCUCUCCCACAGGAAAACUAAAGAUUGUUCUGGAAUUUCAUCUGCAUCCACCAGCCCAACCAUCCAAGAGGAGCUCUGCAAGCCAAAUGAUGCAAUUAAUAACCUUUUUGUAUUCUCGCUUAUGUGUCCUUGAAUAUAUCUUCUUUGCUGGUCAUAGAAAUGCUGUGGAGUGCAUGUGCCAAUGACUGCAUAUUUGAAAAUGUUUUUUCUUUUUUCUUUUCUGGUUUAGAAUUAAUGUUGAUUUUUAUGCAAGGUCUUUCCUGCUUAAGACAUCUACUGUUUGAUGAUUGCAUCUCCAAGGAUGGGUUGAUAAUUCACCUGCCAAUCACAGCAUCUAUGCCUGAUUCUAAUGGGCCCAGACAUACAGUGCUGUUAUACUUUAGUCUUUAGAUUUUCCAAAGCAGAUGAAAAAACACCCUUAAAAAUGGAUUUUAAUGGGAAUGAGAGAAACAGUUGGAGAGCUAGAGUUGAAAUUAAUUUUCUUUUCUGACCUUGUACACUACAUAAGCUAGUCUCUUCUGAUUAAGCUAACGUCCAGCAACCACUGACAUUUAAUUGAGUGAGGCCUAUUUUGGUAUAAUGCCCCACACUACGUUUUUGGGUGAGGCAAUGGAAUUCUCCAUAAAAUAGAGAUUGGUACGACAAAAGUUUUUCUGGCUUGAAAAAAAUAUAAAUGGGCUAUUGCUCUAUUUUUGGUGGAAUGGAGUAAAUCUGUGUGUUUCAUAUAUUUCAUGCUUGCUCUAUUUGAGGGCAGUUAAAACGUUUUACCAUUUAUUUAAAACACUGGCUCUAAUUUAGAGAUUUUUUUGUUGUACAUUUUACUUUACUUUAAGUAUUGAAUCAUUUUUGUCUAUUUAUGUAAACUAUUACUUUGCCUGAUUGUAGGCAGAGUGGUGUAGUUUGCCUAUUUCAGUAUUACUGAUAGGUGAGUUCUUACUAACACAUUUACUCAUGCCAUUAUUUGAGUAUUGAAAUAGUGUGUCUGAAAAUGAAGUUAUAAAUGGAUCUGAGGACGUUUAACUAUAGAUUCAUGCUUUCAAGACCUGUUUCAGAUAGAAUCAGUCUUCUUAAGCCCUUUGCUCCUCCAGGGAGAGCAGGUAGAAUCUGUACAUUAAUAAAAUAUGUAAAAACGGAAGCCUAUAUGACAGGCCUGAGUGGUCUUGGAGGGGUCUUUCAUAAGAGAACAUUUAUUGUGGGGUUCUUCAAGGCUAGGUUCCAGUGUCAGAGUUUAAUAUCAGGAUGGCUUGUUUUGGCCCUUUUACAUUCCUGUUAUUUUUUCAUGUUUAUCUCUGCAAAUGUACAUAUUUAGCACAUUGACUAGCUCACAGAUGUGCAGAAAACACUAUUUGUUGCCCUAGGUCAUAGGCCACAAAAAUAUGAUCAUGAAACUAUUUUCCAAACAUCAAAAACUCACAGACCAAAUCCUGACUGUGCCAGUGCCAAUGACAACCAAGAAUUCUGGCCUAUUGCUCAAUAUUGAUCCCAUUUAUCAGUUGGGCACUUCAACUUUACCAGUGGUGUCAAUUGCACAGACUUCUAACACAGUAAUUGUGCUGAUCAUCUAUUGGAUCAGAGUGAAAAGAAACACUUUGCUGUCUGCACAGGAAUUAAUGGAUGUGCAUGCUUGUGUGUCUCAUCCCAAAUUGACAUUGCAGCAAUGGAGCAGGUCCAGGUUGUGACUGAACAUUCAAAAGUUGGGGAACAAGCAAUUUGGAAAGAAAAAAAAAUGGCUUGUGCUUUGGCACAUCAGACAUGGAUUAUAAAAUGUUUGUUAUGAAUAUUGGCCCUGGGCUGCCCCAGGUAGGCCCAGUAUGAUCAAAACAGAUCUCUUGAUGGGGCUGACAGUAAAAUUGUCACAUUUAUUGUGCUCCUUUCAAUUAGUCAUAAGCUCCAACCGUUAUGGCUUUCAGAAGUUUUAUAUAUGUACACAUGUCAAUAACUUUUUACAGCUUUUACUAAUUCCACUCACAUUUGACACAUGCGUAAGGCACUGUGAGAAUUCACUCAUUCAACUAUAGUAAUGGUUGUCAUCCAUCUGUCUUUAGAUACACUGUUGAAUGUAGUCUUGAUAAAAAUCCCCAGCCAUUCAGCUUGAACACUAUUUGCAUAUAGCCUCUAGUAAAAAAAAAUGUCCAAUGAUUAUACCAGAAUGUGAUUAUGCUGAGAUUAUGUAUAUUUUGUUAAAGAAUAAUAUAUUACUUUCAAUUUUAUGACUACGUUUAGGGUCUUGAACAUGUAACAGAAUAGUGUUAAAUCAAUUUAAGGGCUGAAUUUUGUUUUAUAAAUAAUACAGGGAAUUUCAUUUUGUUAGGUACUUAAUGGACAUGUACGAAUGAUACAUAUUUUUGCCUUCCUAAUUAUUCAUUCAAUAAAUAAUUUUUGUAAUCAUGAAAGCAUGUUAUGACA
Anguilla anguilla (European eel) is the source of this 6948-nucleotide messenger RNA. RefSeq names its product cordon-bleu WH2 repeat protein (gene cobl). The transcript has 17 exons. Gene Ontology annotation, molecular function: actin monomer binding. The record is from RefSeq and is a predicted model, not a curated record. Bases 277 to 4563 code for a protein of 1428 amino acids. NCBI's taxonomy places the organism in Eukaryota, Metazoa, Chordata, Actinopteri, Anguilliformes, Anguillidae. Gene Ontology annotation, biological process: actin filament network formation; actin filament polymerization. Gene Ontology annotation, cellular component: axonal growth cone; perinuclear region of cytoplasm; actin filament.